AUGGCCCUCGUCAACGCGAAAAACAAGGUCCCUGAACUUCAGAAGUUCUACCAGAACGCCUACAAGGAGCACACCCGUCUCUGGAGGAUCAACCCUCGCAGCCGUGCCUACAUGGUCCCAUACACCAUCGCUCUCUGGGGCACCCUCGCCUUCACCCUCUACGGCGGUAUCCGCAAGGUUGCUGGUUACAACAGCUACUUCGGCAAGAACUAG
Colletotrichum truncatum is the source of this 213-nucleotide messenger RNA. RefSeq lists its product as uncharacterized. The record is from RefSeq and is a predicted model, not a curated record. NCBI's taxonomy places the organism in Eukaryota, Fungi, Ascomycota, Sordariomycetes, Glomerellales, Glomerellaceae.